Daktulosphaira vitifoliae (grape phylloxera) is the source of this 2034-nucleotide messenger RNA. Its product is annotated as TBC1 domain family member 12-like. The transcript has 8 exons. NCBI's taxonomy places the organism in Eukaryota, Metazoa, Arthropoda, Insecta, Hemiptera, Phylloxeridae. The coding region runs from base 456 to 1940 and encodes 494 amino acids. The record is from RefSeq and is a predicted model, not a curated record.
AGAAAUGUUUAACAAAACCGGAUUGCCUGAUUAAGCCUCAUGUCCAGUCCUUUUAUCGCGAUUUAUGAAAGUUAUGUAGUAAACUUGCUUUCUAUCAUAAUGGUAUAUAAUUCUAACGACUAUUAAGUGAUAAUAACUAAAUUGAUAAACGUUGUCAAUAAAUGUUCUUUGCCAAAGUAGUAAUUAAUAUUAAAGAAAAUGUGGCUUAGUUUUCAAAUUAUUUUAUUUUAGGCCAACAAAAGUCAUUUAAAUAACUAAUUAGUAUUGUUUUGUAAAUUUUAUUAAAGUGUUAUCUUUAAUUUUUCCACACUAUUGAACGCAAAAAAACUUUAAAAAACAUAAUAUUAAAAAUUAAAAUUUUUAAAAAUAAAUAGUUUUAUUAUACUAAAAUUUUAAUAUAUCUUAAAUAAUCGACUUUUUUAAAUUUUUUCUGGUUAAUAUAUUAUUUAAAAUUAAUGAGAAAAUCACAAUUAGUCAGUGACUAUGGCUGCAUAGAAUAUUAUUUUAAAGAUAUUCUAGUUGAUAGUUGUAAAUCUAAUCGGAAUAAUCUGGAUUCUAUUAUUGAUACCGAUGAUAGUGAUAGUUCUCAAACAGCAACAUCUUCAGCCCUUGGAUCAUGCCUAGAUGAUUUAGAAUCUGAUGCUUCUUUGUUGUCAUUGCAUACCAGUAGUGAUGCAAGAUCUGAAGAAUGUUUUGAUACUGUUUCUUCAUCAAUACAUAUUUUUAACCGAAGAAAAACAAAAAAUUCUACCAAAAACUCUUUAAGGAACUCUACAAAAUCAAACUUAAAAAAAAAAUAUGAUGGAAUUCAAUCUCCAGAAUGUAUAAUUGGUAAAAUAUGUAACAAUGAAGAAAUAGUAGCUGGAAGUUCUGCUCUCAUAUUACUUGAUCGACCUCCAAAUAUACCUGCUAAAUCAAUUGAUGAACAAUUAGAACAUAAAAAAUUAUACGAACAAGUUAUACAAAAUGCUAAAAAAAAAGAAAAUGAAAGUUUUAAAAAACAAAAAGAAUACCUCAAACAAAAGUUGAAAAAUGAAGAACGAUUAGCUAGUGUAACACAAAUAUGGAAUCAAGAAAUAAUUCCAAAUUGGAAUACAAUGUCCCAAACUAAAAGAUGUCGCGAUUUAUGGUGGAAUGGUUUACCUUCUAGUGUACGAGGAAAAGUAUGGUCUCUUGCUAUUGGUAAUGAUUUAUUCAUUAAUGAAGAAUUGUAUAAAAGUUGUGUUACAAAUUCUGCUACAAAAUUUAAAGACUCAAAUGAUUGUAGUGUACAUUGCCUAGAAUACAUUUAUUUAGAUAUUACUCGAACCUUUCCACAUUUGGGUAUUUUUCAACAAGGUGGACCAUAUUUUGAUGUCUUAAAAAGAAUAUUGAGUGCUUUUGUAUGUCUGAGACCUGAUGUAGGAUAUAUUCAAGGAAUGUGUUUUAUAGCAGCAAUUUUACUAUUAAAUAUGGAAGAGUUACCUGCCUUUAUUUGUCUAGUAAAUUUAAUGGAAACACAAUGUCUUAAAACAUUCUACACUGUAAAUCACCCUAUGAUGACUUCGUACUUUUUAACAUACAGUGAUCUACUUAAACAUAAUUUAAGUAAACUUAGUAUACAUUUCAAUAAAAUUGGUUUAACUCCAGAAAUGUAUUUAGUUGAAUGGAUUUAUACAGUAUACACCAAAUCAAUGAAUUUAGAAUUGGCAUCUAUUAUAUGGGAUAAUUUUUUAAGAGAAAAUGAUUCAUUUUUAUUCCAAACAGCUUUAGGAAUACUAUACAGCAAUGAAACUGAAUUACUUCAAAUGGAUUCUAUAAUGUGUGCCCAGUUUUUGACUAAGUUACCAGAUAGUUUCACAUCCAGUUCUUUACUAAAAUCAACUGCCUUAAUUCGGAUGUCAAUAGGUAAAAAAUCAUUUAAUGAUUUACUAUUAAAUCAUCAAAAAAAUAUUCAUUAAAUAUUUGUAUAUUAAAGUAAUAAACUUGUGAUUUUUUUGUAAUUGUUUAUUAUAAUAAAAUAGAACUAGCACUUUUUAUUACCAACAUAGUUUU